Molecule: messenger RNA, 4766 nt
Organism: Hydractinia symbiolongicarpus
Lineage: Eukaryota; Metazoa; Cnidaria; Hydrozoa; Anthoathecata; Hydractiniidae
Product: heterogeneous nuclear ribonucleoprotein L-like
Exons: 18
Coding region: 247-2373 (708 amino acids)
Biological process (GO): regulation of RNA splicing
Cellular component (GO): nucleus
Molecular function (GO): mRNA binding
Source: RefSeq, a predicted model, not a curated record
GUCUGAAUAUGUGGAAAUUAUUUUUCACAUACUCAAAUCUGCAUCUUUCUUUCUCACAUCUACACCAGAGAAAAUUUUUUGAGAAAUUUUGGUGUUAUUUACAAAUUAAAGUUGAUGAACUGAUAUCACAAAGUUGUUUAUUUAACACACCACAGUGACUUGCAUGCGCAUAUUAGUUUAUGUUUGGCAUAUAAAGAAAUCCUUUUGUGACGUAAAAGAAGCUUUGGCAUUGUGUGUUACGAUGUGAUGACUACCGCCACAGUCUUGCAAAGCAGAUUAUUAUUAGAACCGGAUCAACUCAUUACAAGCUGUACCAAAAGUGAACCAUUCAAGAACUCAGAAAACUUAGCAAGUGUUAAUAGCAGUACUAUUUAUACCCAGGCUGCUUCAGACCAGUCAGAAAUUAGUUUAGCUGCCCAGUUAGUUGAUCCGGCUAGAGCUGUUCAGAUUGUGACUAAAGCUAUUCAAUUAGCUACAAAUCCAUUGCAACUGAGUGAUACCAUCAACAGGUCUUACUUAAAUUCAAAACAGCCUAUAAGUGGAGCGCAAUAUCAGCGUAAACUUAAAAUGGAGGAGCUGUAUAAAUGGAGGGUAUGGACUCCAUAUCCUGUGCAAAUGGUAAAGCCUAAGGUGAAUGGCAAAGGUUACGACAAUCACAACAUGCCACCAUCCAAAGUAAUACACUGCCGAGCAGUUGCUGAUGGUUGUAAGGAAACAGAUUUGGUGCAAGUAAUGAGACCAUUUGGUAGUAUAAGAGCUUUAACACUCAUGCCAAAGUUACGUCAAGCUUUAGUGGAAUAUGAGGAAUUAGAAUCAGCUAUUGCUUGUGUAACAUAUGCCCAACUUCAACCUGUGUUAGUACUAGGAAGACAAAUGUAUGUUAAUUACUCGAAAAGUACAGAAAUUAACAGAGAUUUCAGUAAUUCUGCGAGCAUUGGACAAACACCCACCAAUAUUUUGCUAUUUACCAUAAUUAAUGCUAUACAUCCAGUGAAUGUGGAGACUGUAAAAAAAAUCUGCUUGCAGCAUGCUGAAGUUCAACGUAUUGUAAUUUUUCAUAAGAAUGGUUUGCAAGCGCUGGUUGAAUUUUUAACAAUUGAUGAUGCACAACGAGUACAGCAGGCCUUAAAUGGAUGUGACAUAUUCGCUGGUUGUUGUACUUUGAAAAUUGACUUCUCUAAGACUGGAAGGUUAAAUGUGCAUGCCAACACUGCUGAAACUUACGAUGUUGAAAUAGAAAAAAGAAAAAGAGGAGGUUCCUUACUAGCUUUAAUGAAUCAUACAGUAGAUUCAAAUGUUUUUGCACAAAGUCAAGUAUUUUCACAAGCAGCCAGCGAUGCAUUUAAUACUACGAAAAGCCCUAGUAAUCUUGGUUUGGAAAACGGUAAAUUGAGCCAGGAAGCUAUUUCCGCUAUUCUAGCUGGGGCUGCAGGUUUUCCAGCCGUCCAAAGUUUGAUUGCCAAAGUGAUGACAUCAGGAAGUCAAGCUCAAGCACAGUCAAGUCAGCCCAUCCAGGCUAGUUCAUCAGGCAUUGGAACUUUGCUGACAAACACAAUGGAUACAUCUGUUGAUAGUGAUUCUGGAUCAAGUAUGAGCUCUGUUAGUCGCACAACAUUAUUAAGCGCGCAACCAACCACUGUUGAGACUUAUACUUCACCAUUUGCAGCUCUUAGUGGAGGCUUGAGUUUAGCUGGAGGAGAAGGAUGUGUUGCCAUGGUUUAUGGUGUCAACAAUGAAAAAAUGAAUUGUGACCAUCUUUUUAAUUUGUUUUGUUUAUAUGGCAAUGUGGUGAAGGUUAAAACAUUGGUAAAUAAACCAGGUGCAGCAAUGAUACAGUACACAGAUAAAAUGUCAACAGACAUAUCUAUUCGAAACCUGAACAAUUUAACACUCUUUGGACAAAAGUUUCAACUAUCAUUUUCUAAGCAUCCAUUUAUAGCUGACGCAUCACAAGUGACUCCACUAUUUGAUGGUUCUGCUUCAGCUGUCAGUUAUGCCGACUCACGCAACAACAGAUUUAAGUUUAUACCAGGAGGUGUUGAUAUAUUUUCACGGAUACACCCGCCCUCAAAAGUUCUGCACUACUUUAACGCCCCUCCUGAUUGCACGGAAGAGCAGCUAAAGCAAGUUUUUGAGACUUUAGGAGCUGAAGUCCCAACGAAGCAGGCUACCUUCUCAAAAAGCAAUGGAAAAUCAUCUUCAGGAUUACUGGAAUUUUCAUCAGUUCCAACUGCAGUCGAAGCCUUGAUACUUGCAAAUCACUUUACUAUGCACAGAGAUAACAGCACAGAUCCUUUUCACAUGAUCGAACAAGGUGGAGCCGCGUACACAUUGAAGCUAGCGUUUUCCCCUAGUAACGCGAUCAACAAUUAAACCAAACUACUGCUCUACAACACUUUUUCAAUGCAUUGAAAUGACGUCAUUGUCCUACUUGUGUUUUACUAUCCCAUUCAACCAUGUGCGUCAACUACACGAGAAUUUAACAGCACGUUUCAUGUCACCAUCAAGAAAUUUACGACUGUAAAUAAAGUCUGCUUUUUAUAGUGCAAAUUCAUUUCGUAUCCCAUACUGCACCAGUACUACUACUACCCCAUGAUGCAUCAAGCAAGCAAAGCAUGAAUACAUUGGAUGUUCUUUGAUAAUUUUUAUUUCAAGCUAUUUUGAUUUACUUAUACUGUUUAUAUAAAAGUAUGCAUUAUAAAGUUUGCUGGGCCAGCUUUGUGCAAACGUAUAAAAACCAAAGUUGUUGACGUUCUAUGAGGUUUGUUGUUGUUGUUGUCUAGUUGUCUCAAUCUAUAGGUGUUAAAAUAAAAACGAUGCCUCACUUAUUCAGCUGCAUUGCAGUCUCGUUUAUUCUACAUAUUUUUUUCUUAUUUAUACUAUAAUAAUGACAAUACAGUAUUUUAUUUUUAGUUAUUUUGUUUAGGUUCAAACCAUAUUUUACUAUUCUAACUAUAUAUAUAUAUAUAUAUAUUAUAUAUUUUUCAUUUUCGUUCUAAACGUUAAGAAGAUAAACAUACAAUUUUAGUAGUUCCCUAUCAUAUUAUAUCGUUCAUAUAUAUUAUAUAUAACUUUUAUUCAUUCAUUAUAUAUGUUUACACUUCGUUCACUACUUUACUAGCAUUUAAGGAAAAUAAACCAGAUGUAUUGCAUUAACAUGAAACCCACUGGUGUUAACGCCCAUGUUCAAUUUCUGUUUAAAAAUAACCCCCAUUUCAAGUGGGCGUUGAUAAAUCUUAAAUUAACGCCCGUGGUGGUUAUUUUGCAUUUCCUAUGAAUAGUUCUUUUUAUAUGUUACGUUAAAGUAAGUGUACGAAGUAUUUGGCUAAAUAUUUAACUUCCUUAAACUGCUGUGUCAGCAUAUUUUGAGAAGUUGUGAUAUAAUCACCUUAUAUGCCCAAAUAAAUUCAUACUUUUUGUGUGAUCUCAAUAAAUGCUAUUUGUUUUUGUGUUAAUUAGAUAAAUUUGUUUGGAAAAGAAAUUUUAUAAACUGGCCCAGUAUAAAGUAUUAAAAUUUGGUAUGUUUUAUAAAGAGUGGAAGCUCCGAAUUUGGGGUACGUGAUAAUUUUUAGUGAUGUUUCAGAAGCUUCAAAACUUAGUCAUGAAAACAACUUUUGAAGGUUCGACAACAUCUAUAUAACGUGUCAAAGUGUUUAUUGUGGUUCGUUAGAACAUGUCUGUCACGUGUCUGUCUGCUUGUAUCCCCUUUUUCGGAGUUUUCUUUACUGCACGGUUUCAAGUUUUAAACUUGUAAUUAUCUAACUUUUAAAGUUAUUAAAAUUUAACUUUGGUUGGAAAUCGUGAUUUUAACUGAUAAUAAAACGUAAAUCGGAGUUAGAUUUUAAUUUAAAAGUAUUAUUUUUCAAGCAGUCAAACUGAAUAUAUGAUAUGUGAAACCACAUGUUAUCUGAUGAAGUUAACGUUCUUAUUAACUGACACUGUCAUGCAACCUUGCGUGAAUGUUGACAGUCUGGUGAAAACGUCACACGAAUACUAAAAAUUGUUCGUGAAAACGUCACACAAACACGGACAAAUUCGUGAAAACUUCACACUAAUACGGAAAUUCUCGUGCAUGGCUAAUAAGUUAAGUAAGUGUGUACUUUGCAAAAUCACAGAUAAUUUGAUGUAUAUUUUACACGAACUCUGAUAACAUAUGGUCUUCUAAACUUUUUAAAACUGACAUAUCAGUUAGUUAAAAACGGAUAAUAUUUUAUGGACAAUAUAAAUUAUGUAAUUUUAAAAACUUGGUUGUAAACCGCGAUAUUAUAUUUGUGAUAUCUCUUCAAUUAAUUUAACGUGGGAAAAUUUUGCGAGGAAAUGCUCAAUUUUGCGACAUUCACUGCUUUUUUGAAAGAGUACAUCCUUACGAAAAAUGUUUUAAAAAAGGUUUUGUUAAAUUUUUUUGUUCUAUUUAGCAGAUAAUAGAUCCCGCGAAACGUUCUUUUUCUAAUGACCGCGAUUAAAAUUAAUUUACAAGAUGUUCCAUUUAUAUUAUUCUUAUCAAAAUAUUUCCAUUUCCGUAAGAUUUAGGUCGCUAGUCUUGCCUCCCACAAACUCGCAUCAUUUUCUCUUCUAUGGAAACUUCUUGAAUAUUUAGUAUUUUGCAUAAUAAAGCAAAUCUGACUUCUUCUUUUUUUUGCUAACGCCUGUUGUUGUUUCUGUUGUAGUUGUUUGUUGUUGUUUACGUUCGUCUGUUUCGAAAACAAACAUGCAUGUUUUAACACACAAAGAAAAAUAAUGUACUAAUGUAAAAGUCUUUGAUGCAU